CGCUGCAAUGGACAACUUCACAGGAGCCCACUGACGAGGUGUCAUUCAUUGGCUCACAGGGGGAAGCGUCGUAUCCAUCCCCGAGGCGCAACUCUUGGCGUUACUGGCUGCGGCUGUCACUCAGUCGGGAUAGACGGCCAGUAGCUAGAGCUAGUGUGACAGCCACAAGAUCAAUGAUGGCACAAAACAUGUAUGAUAUUGAUGAUGCUCAUUUGGAAACAUUUUUACGUAUAAACCCUUUAUUUCAAGAACCUAUGUAUAUGCCUUCUGAGCCACACCUUCGAAAUGCUGAAGGGCCAUACAUUGAAAUUACAGAACAACCAAAACAGAGAGGGUUUCGGUUUCGAUAUGUCUGUGAAGGGCCAUCACAUGGAGGACUUCCUGGGGCUUCAAGUGAAAAAAACAGAAAGUCAUACCCACAAAUUAAGAUUCAUAAUUAUGUUGGUCAAGUUAAGGUUGUAGUGCAGCUGAUAACUAACAGCAAAGACAUCCGACUGCAUGCCCAUAGUCUAGUUGGUAAAAACUGUGAAGAUGGCAUCUGUUCUCUAACUGUAGGACCUAAAGAUACAAUUGUUGGGUUUCCUAACCUGGGAAUACUUCAUGUUACGAAGAAGAAAGUGAUUGAGAUUCUGGAGGCUCGCAUGACAGAUGCCUUCAAAAAGGGACACAAUGCUGCAUUAUUAGUACACCCAGAGCUCAACUAUACCAACUCUGAAGAUAGGCCAUUAAAUGAGCGAGAAAAGGAAAUCAUUAGACAGGCCGCAACGCAACAGUCCAAGGAUAUCGACCUGAGUGUGGUGCGACUCAUGUUCACUGCUUUCCUGCUAGAUAGCGAAGGUCGAUUUACUAGAUCUCUUGAGCCUGUAUUAUCAGUUCCCAUCUUUGAUAGCAAAGCCCCCAAUGCAUCCAAUCUUAAAAUUGUGCGAAUGGACAGGACUGCAGGCUGUGUGACAGGUGGGGAAGAGGUAUAUCUCCUGUGUGAUAAAGUACAAAAAGAUGACAUUCAAGUCCGCUUCUAUGAAGAGGAUGAAAAUGGAGGCUACUGGGAAGGAUUUGGAGACUUCUCUCCUACUGAUGUUCAUAGACAGUUUGCCAUUGUUUUCAAAACGCCCAAGUACAAGGAUGUAAAUAUUACAAAGGCAGCGUCUGUGUUUGUUCAGCUUCGGAGGAAAUCAGAUUAUGAAACUAGUGAACCUAAACCAUUUCUUUACUACCCAGAAAUAAAAGACAAAGAGGAAGUACAAAGGAAACGCCAGAAGCUCAUGCCUAAUUUUUCAGACGGUUAUGGUGGAAGUGGUGCAGGAUCUGGUGGAGGUGUUGGUGGUGGUUUAUAUGGAGGAGGAGGAGCAGGAGGCUCUGCAGGUGGUGGCUAUGGGUUUUCUUCAUUCAGCUAUAAUAAUUAUGGAGGUUUGAAUUUUCAUGGAGGCCCUAUGAAUUCUGGUCCAUGUAUGAAACAUGAGUCCAAGUCUCGGUGUGAAGAAGCCAACCAAAAACAUGGUGAGACCACGAAUACCCAAGAUGCAUCUAAUGAAGGGUCAUGUUUGUGCAUCAAGACUGCACAAGAGAAGGAAGAGAGAGAGACAGCUCCAGCAAGGGAGGAAGGGGAGUUCUGCAAACUGCAUGACUGUAAUUUCCUGAGCAAGGCAAUGCAGCUAGCAAAGCGUCAUGCAGCAUCCUUGUUUGACUAUGCUGUAACUGGAGAUGUGAGGAUGUUAUUAAUUGUGCAGCGCCACCUAGCUUCAGUUCAAGAUGAGAAUGGGGACAACAUUCUCCACCUGUCUAUUAUCCACCUCCACUCUGCAUUAGUAAGGAUCUUCUUGGACAUAACACAAGGGGUUGUGUGUGAUGAUAUAAUCAAUGUGAGAAAUGACCUUUACCAGGCUCCACUGCAUUUGGCUGUGAUCACCCAACAAGUCGACACUGUGCAAGAUAUUCUAGAAGCUGGAGGUGACCCAUUGCUCUUGGACCGUGAUGGCAACUCAGUCCUACAUCUGGCUUGUAAAGAAGGGGAUGCCUUGACAUUAAGUUUACUGCUUAAACACAAAAAGACGCUGGAGAUCAUCAACCUUCCAAACAAUGAUGGCUUGAAUCCAAUCCAUGUUGCUGUACUUGCAAAUUGCAUGUCGUGCCUCCGGCUAUUGAUAUCAGCAGGAGCAGAUGUAAAUGCUCAGGAACAGAAAUCAGGAAAAAAUGCGUUGCAUUUGGCUGUAGAACAAGAAAACAUAUCUUUAGCUGGCUGUCUUCUUCUGGAGGGAGAUGCAUGUGUUGAUAGUACCACAUAUGAUGGAAAUACACCGCUUCACAUAGCAGUUGGAAGAAGCUCUACAAAGCUGACAGCACUUCUCAAAGCCGCAGGUGCCGAUUCUUUCAUUGAAAGCUUUGAACCACUCUAUAGCUUUGAAGAUACCCAAGAUGAAGAUGAUGUAGAUGAAGGCAUUGUACCAGGCACAAAACCUCUGGACAUAGCUAACUGCAACGAGGUACUUGAAAUACUGAAUGGCAUGCCUUACAGGUCAGAAGUAGCCCCUGAAGACUCCCUGACACAAGGUGACAUGAAAAACCUAAGCAAAGAAGUAAAUCAGAAGCUGUACAACUUGUUAGAAAGCCAGGAUUUGGACAAGAACUGGGCCACCUUAGCACAGAAGCUGGGUCUUGGGAUGCUGAACAAUGCUUUCAGGCUAAGUCCCCUCCCAUCUAAAACAUUACUAGACAACUUUGAGGUUUCUGGUGGAACCAUAAGAGAACUCCUAGAUGCAUUAAAACGGAUGCAUUACACUGAAGCUAUUGAGGCCAUUGAGCAGUCACAAGGUAUCCUUACGUUGUCUGGGGCUACUACUUCUUCAGAGGCACCGAUUGCUGCACAGAGGAGAGACUCCUCCAUGGAUGAUAUCAGUUACCUUAAGCAUCAGGAGACUGAAAGUACAUGUGACAGUGGUGUGGAGACAUCCUUUCAGAAACUGAGCAUUUCAUAUUCAGAAUUUCUGAAGGAGACAGAGGGAAUUUGCACAGAGCUUCCGCAGGAACCAGACUGUCCUCUCAUCUGCAGCAAGUGACAGGCAAGAAAUGGAUUCUGUCUUCCAUGCACAGCUCUUGCGAGGCUCAGCAGCUCCAACCAAAUACACUGGAUAUUCAGCUUGGGCCUAGUACAAUUUAAAACACUUUUCUCAUGCAUGUAGUAAGCAAGUGAGAAAAAUAAAUAUAUACAAAUAUAUAUACAUGCAACUUUUAAGGACCUAAGCUUCUGGGUUCUGGGCAUGGCACUCUGUGUAUUGCUUAUCCCCUAAUUGAAUUAGGUUGCAUAGGUUGAAUGUUGCAUAUUUACUUAUUGAAUCAUGUUGGUUUAAAGUCUCUAUGGAUUCUGCACGAGUUCCUAUUAUACAACAUCAGAAAACUACACGAUUCAUGAAAAUCCCGAAAUUAAAACUUCCCAAUUAAGCUACUGUCAUUUGCAAAUGUUGGCAAUAUAUUAAGAAUGGCUAGUAAUCAUUAAAUAAUGUUUUGUGCCUUUGUUUAAUACAGUAAAUAUUAUAUAUUUUUCUGAAAUUCUAAUUUUUAUUGUGUGUUUUAUAAUAAAAUGAUAAAGGAAAGAUGUUUAUCAAAAAAAAAAAAA
Messenger RNA from Xenopus laevis (African clawed frog), 3610 nucleotides. It is a transcript of the gene nfkb1.L, whose product is annotated as nuclear factor of kappa light polypeptide gene enhancer in B-cells 1 L homeolog. Gene Ontology annotation, molecular function: DNA binding; DNA-binding transcription factor activity, RNA polymerase II-specific; RNA polymerase II cis-regulatory region sequence-specific DNA binding. The record is from RefSeq and is marked provisional. Gene Ontology annotation, cellular component: cytoplasm; NF-kappaB p50/p65 complex; nucleus. Gene Ontology annotation, biological process: signal transduction; regulation of DNA-templated transcription. NCBI's taxonomy places the organism in Eukaryota, Metazoa, Chordata, Amphibia, Anura, Pipidae.